Molecule: messenger RNA, 8204 nt
Organism: Mugil cephalus (flathead mullet)
Lineage: Eukaryota; Metazoa; Chordata; Actinopteri; Mugiliformes; Mugilidae
Product: transmembrane protein 151A
Exons: 6
Coding region: 572-2251 (559 amino acids)
Source: RefSeq, a predicted model, not a curated record
UUAAAUAAUAGCUCCCACCCUCGCCGUGUCUCCUGCACGUCGUUUUAGCGCUGUUGUUGUUGUGUUGUUUUCGAUCGUUAAAGUGCGCUGCCGCAGCUGCCGAAAAAAAUCCUUCACUCCGGUUGGUUCCCCGUGCGCUGCCGCCGCUGUCACGCGCCCCCCACGUGCACACACGCACGCUCGGGAUAUAGCUCGCGAGCGGCAGUGAACGCGGCUGGCGGAGAGGGCGACGGGCUUUGACUUUGGAUGCUGCUUAGUCACAUUUUCCUUUUGACCACAGUGGCGGACGAUGGAGCGGCGACGAGAGAAACACUGAGAGGGGGGCGCAGUUUGGAAGAGACACGAGAAAGAGGCAAAAAGGGGGGGGGGGGUACCGCUAAACCUGAGGUAGAUGAUGCUCAUUUGCCGCAGGCCCCACCAUCGUGAAAUUGGAUACCGACUUGCGGCGGAUGGGGUGACCGAGCUCGCUGCUCCGCCGGGGAGGUCCCUGCCUUCGGACGCUACCGGGGUGGGAGCUGCCUGUGCCCGGUUCUAAAGGAGGGAGGAAGGAAGGAGUGGCAAGCGGGGAAAGAUGCCGACGGAGGAGGAGACGGCCACCGCAGAAGAGCCCAUUUUGGAGGAAGGGUCCGGACGAGAGCAGCAACGGCCAGUCCAGCAGUCUCUGGCCUCCUCCCUGUGCCGAGAGUCCCACUGGAAGUGCCUCCUCCUGACCCUGCUCAUGUACGGCUGCUUCGCCACGCUGGCCUGGUGCGCCCUCUGCCGCGUGCCCGUCCUCCGCUCCUCCUCCAUCCCCCUCGGCGCCGUCGACGACGCCACCUCGGCCACCUUCUACAACCACAUCCUGUACCUGGAGAGUCCCUGCUCCAGCGGUUACGUCUACAUCCCCCUGGCCUUCCUGGCCAUGCUGUACGUGGUCUACCUGGUGGAGUGCUGGCACUGCUUCUCCAAGACGGCCAUGUUGGCUCAUGCCGAAUUCCAGGAAGUGUAUGAGCGCGUGCAGAGACUUCAGCAGGCUACGCCGUGUAUUUGGUGGAAGGCCAUCAGCUAUCACUACGUCAGGAGGACCAGACAGGUGACGAGGUACAGAAAUGGAGACGCAUACACGACAACACAGGUUUACCAUGAGCGGGUCAACACUCAUGCCUCAAGUUCAGAGUUUGACUACGCCCGCUAUGGUGUCAAGGAUGUAUCAAAGGAGUUGCUGGACCUGCAGCUGCACCCUGCUGUUCGCCUCCGUUUCACCAAGUGCUUCAGCUUCUCCAGUGCUCGCGCUGAAGCUGCCUACCUCACCCAGCGAGCGCGCUUCUUCGGGGAGAACGAGGGUCUUGACGAUUACAUGGAGGCCAGGGAGGGGAUGCACCUGAAGAACGUGGACUUCCGCGAGCACAUCCUGGCGUUCCCGGAUCCCGCUCACCAGCCGUGGUUCUCCAGGCACAGGGUGUUCUGGCUGGCUUCGGCGUUCCUCCUGUCGUGGCCGCUGCGGGUCGUGUCAGAGUACCGCACGGCCUACGUCCACUACCACGUGGAGAAGCUGUUCGGGGAGGACGAGGACGGCGGCGGGGGAGUCGGCGGAGGGGGGCCGGGUGGAGGGGGACGAGGGGACGGAGUUGAAGGAGGGACUGAGAACGGGAUUCACCCGGGGGGGAUCGGGAUCGGGAUCGGCCUGAGCGGGACGAGCUACCGGGCCAUUUCUCGUGUCAAUACGGUGGACAUGACGGAAUUGGAGUGGCACAUUCGCUGCAACCAACAGAUGGUCCCGAGCUACUCCGAGGCCCUCCUCAUGGACCUGGACUCAAGUGGGGGGACGAACCCCACGGUCUCUACGCCCAUCUCCGGGCCUCCGAGCAACACCCCCAACCAGGGGACCAACCCUCCUCCCCUGGCUUUGCCUGUGGUGUUUAAUUCGGCGUACCUCCUGCAGAGCUGCCCCCGUUGCCGGAGGACCACAUCCAGCUCCAGUCUUCCCUCCAGGCUAAGGGCGCCGAUGGGAACCACGGCCCUCCUGAACGCCACCGUGGCAGGUAUCAGGGCAGCGGGGCAGGGCGGCGGAGGCAUAGGAGGGAGGCUGGUGCUCAGUCGGAGCGGAUUCUCUCUGGGGAGGCUCGGAGGCGGGCGCCAGAAUAGCCUGUUUCAUUCAAGAAGCAUGGGGGGAGGCCUGGGAGGAAGCAGGGAAGAAGGAGGAAGUGGUGGAGGGGGAAGUGGUAGUGGCGGCGGCGGCGGUGGCGGUGGGGAGGAGGAGGAGGAGGGGUGAGGAUUCCUGGGGUUGGGUUCAAGGCAGGACAAUGAGGAGACGAGGGGAGUGCUCGAAGGAGAAGGCGACGACGACGACGACGAUGAGGAGGAGCAGGAGGAGGAGGCGAGGGGGCGAGGAGGGAGGGAGAGGGACGAGGAGGCAGAGCAAGAGAGCGGAGGUGGAGGGGAAGGGACGGAGGGGAGGGAGGGGGACAGGGACCGACCUCCAUCCUACCAGGACGCUUUCUUCUUCCCUGUCCUCAUUAUACACGGAGAGGAGAGCUGCCACGCCGGAGAUGACAUGUGAUGAAGGGAAAAAUAACACACACACACACACACACACAUGAAGAAAGCAAGGAGGUGAAGGUAGAAGUGGAGGGAGAUGAAAAAAAGCACUGAACAAAAAGAGAAGAGAGGAGGACACAGGACGAGAAGAAAGAAUUCAGUCAGGAAACAGGGAAAGAGGUAAGAAUAGAUUUGUGAUGGACACAAUUACAAAGGAGUAACAGCAAACAGAGAAGCCAGACGGAGGAGGUUUUACCACAUGCAGUGCAUAAAAGCGAGUAGUUCAGAGGCAGAAGAAGAGAGCUGAUAGGAAGAGCAGCGGCAAGAUAAGAUGGAGUCUGAGAAAAUGAGUCAAGAGAAGAAAAUCCUCGCAUUUACAGACUUGACUGCACAGAGAGAUGGAGAAGAUGACAGAUCUUCACUUAGGAGGACUGAUACUUUAGUGAUGUCUGUUUCCAGAUAUAUCUGUCUAUCUAUCCCAGAGCAGGGGUGGGAGGGGUAACGGGGCUAAAGAUAGCAGUGGAACCAGCUGAGUGGAAGUGGGUAUUUUUACCAAAAAAAAAAAAAAAAAAGGAGCAACUAGCAAAAGGGUUAUUUGAAGGCUCAAGCUUCGGAUUCGUUCAAAAUCAAUCACAAAAAUCUAUGUAGUGAAGCAGAGGGAGUGAAAGAGUGCAGACGCAGACCCUUCAAAUGUAGAUUCAAAGCAGAUUCUUAAAAAUAUAAAAAAACUAAUUGUAGUAGUAAUAGGAAAAAAAAGAGGAGCUUCACAGGAGGAAAUAAUAAUAAUAAAAAAGCAGGUUCUAUCACAGAGACCCUCUGAGUGCCCAUCAGGUCGGCCAUGACACUAUAAGACGACAUCAAUAUCCCCUUUUAUUCACCUUAUUCACCACUAGCUGCCAAACCACUCUUACCUAUUAUUGCUAUAGAGUUGGGAGGGGAAAAACUACCUUCUCAGCUCCUUUCUCACGCUGUCUCCCCCACUCCCACCAUAUUAUCACCUCUGCUGCUGCUUCAAAGCGUAAGGGUGCGAUUCUGGAAAAAACACAGUUCGCCCGUCGCGUAAAUCUUCCCUUCCUCCGCCUUCUCUCUUCUGCUCCUCUAUUUCUCUACACCUGAUACACCUGCCCCCCCCCCUGCUCCUUGAGAUGCAGAGAUAAGAUUUCAUCCCAACUUCCUCCACGUAUCACAUGUCCAGCGUUGAGGUUUCUCCCCGUUUUAUAAAUCAGAUAUUUCCAGCUUCGCAGGAAGUUUUCUACCUAAUAUAUUUUGAACGAAACAUAAUCUAAGUAAAUUUACCCAACGCACCGAGGAGUAAUAGAUUAAAAUAGCCUUCAAAGAUGCAGAAAGGUUGGUAGUUUGGCUGAUUCCCACGAGUGUUAGUUUAAAACUUUUGUUCCUGAAGAAGGGCGUGUGCAGCGUGAAGAAAAACACAAUAACAAUAAUAAUAAAAAAAAGAACUUCCUCCAAUAUCCCAAUAUCGGUAUAUUAUAUACACACAGUAUGUGUUCAAGCAUGACAAACGUCCUCUCGUCUCAUUUACGUCCUUAAUACUGGACCGCAUGGGAGGUAUCACACGAGCCGCGUACUUGUACUUUAAAAAAAGAAACACCGCUUUCGGUUUAACGCGGACAACAAAACCGCUCCCGCGAGGAUCCGAAACAUCAAAAACAAAAGCCGCACUGAUCCGUCAUUCUCAGCCCUGUGAUAGAAAAACCUUCGGCCCGGACGUGCCGCGCUGCUACCUCCUCCUUUUCUCAAGAAUCUCCCGCAAAUAAGUAACAGUGUAGACGUUCGCUGGCGUAGAGAUGCAUGUAGCUACUAAUAGACACGUAGCAAAUGCGGCUACCGUUGCUAAAGGCAGUGCCAAAAAAAAAACAAAAUUCAGGUGUUUUACACACACGUAGACAAGAAUCCACACGGAUAAACUCUCCUAGUUUCUGAGUUUUCUUCGAAAAUCAGUCCAGUACAACACAACCAUCAGUGCUUUGACGUAUAUACUUUACAAAGCACACUAGCAAGAAGCAGUUAAGAGUAGUUAGACGAGCAUUUCUUAACCUUCGCUACAAAGGUCACUUUAGGGUUCUCCCUCCUCCUCUCUCUGCUUAAUUUUAACACAACGAAAAGCACACUGAAAGAAUGAAGGAUCCUCUCGCUCGUGGAGUUUUUUCCCGAAAGUGGAACAAAAAGAAAUGAUGCUGGACGGACUUGAACGAUGGCGUUGACGGACACGUUGACCACGCGCACGGAUCCCGUAACAACCUGCGUUCAACCGAGGCGACGGGGAAUCUCGGUGCGACUUUCCGGAGAGGGAAAAAGUAGAGCGUGACUGGUGUCCUAGUUUGUUGCAGGGGACGCGCGCACACACUCUGACACACAUUCACACGCACUGACUCUGGCUCACGGAUCUUCUGUAGCUUUCGGACGCAUCGGGGCUGAGCUGGGCACAAGGAAACUAAAGGACGGACUGAUUGGCGGAGGAGAAACGGACGGAAGCUUUCUCUGUGAGCGGAGAACCGGAAAAGACUGAAUACGUGAGAUCAAAAAAGACAAUUAUUUUUACAUCACCAUUAUCUCAGCCUCUUCUUGACUUGUGGAUAAAACUGUCUCCAUUGUCGUCCCUAAACAAAAAGAAGCACUAAAAAGCACUGAACACACACACCCUGCGUUAAUUUAUUCACCACGUUUUCACUCAUUUUUAAUCCCUCGAGGCUUUUAAAGUUCUGUUUAGUGUGUACACUUGUUAAUUUAGCCACUUUGAAGCCACGCGUGAAGUCAGUUCAAAGUAGUGAGCUCUAUUUUAACAUCUCAAUCCGUCUAAAGACAAAAGCGAGGAAAUUGAGUUGAGUUUGUAAUUUGCUGCUCCUCUAUCAUCUCCAUACUUGAGUAGACGUUUCAGGUCAUUUGAGCGAUGUCCAAAUUCCAAAUGCCUUCGUCAGCUUCAGAAAACUUGUCUUUGUUUCUUUUCGACUUUGUAAAUUUGCUCUUGGCUCUCCAACGAGCUCGGUUUGGUGAGCGUUUUUUUUUUAAUUGAGUACCGUAUUUGGAGCCGGUUGUACCGGCUCGCGAGUCUCGUUGAUUUCUUUUUUUAUUUACGUCGAACAACGUGUGUUACACCGAUACGUGUCGUUUGCUGGAUAUUUAUAUGCUGUUCGAUUAUCUCAGAAUGUGUCAAAAAGUGUGUCAGCUGCUUCAGGUGUGCCAAGAGAACUUUGUGCCCAUGAUGUCUUACACGAACACACACGCUCGAAGCGUGCUUGCAUGUUUAGUCACAGCGGUAAAAAGCAGCCAUUAUAAACAGCUUAUUUUAGACUAGAGUGACAUUAAUCCCGAACCCAUAACCGGCCCACGCACAUGCAGUCUUAACACGAACCUGACAUGAACAUUAAAAAAGCAUGGAGCUGUCCUGCUACGUUGCCUUUGUGUCCCACGUUGCCAACUUUUUUGCUCAGGAUUUCAGUUCAAUGCUGCGUUCCUGUGUCAACGCAAGACGUCUUUCUCUCGCACACACACACACAUCCAUUAACAUGCCAAAGCAAAAAAAGAAAGAACAACAGAGCACAUUCAGUGCAAUCUGUGCUAGUGGACUGUGGUAGCAUUUACACAAAAUAAUAAAAGGGGUUUACUGACACCAGAUGUAACAAAAAUAAUAAUAUACCAAUCACACAGCCUUUAUCACCAACAUGCACACUCAGUUCUUGUCUUAUAUUUUGUGUGUUGACUGAAUGUCUUCUGUGUUUGGUCCUGGGUCUGGGCUUUUCUUCCACUAGGUGGCAGCACAGCCUUAAAUAAUGUGACAACACAGACGCGCGUUAGUGCAUUUUAGAGGGUGAAUCGGACAGGGUAGAGAAAAAAAAACAAAAAACAGCUGCUUUGUGGUGCGACACUUUCGAUUUCACGUCUGCACACAAACCAGUCGGUGAUGUCAAACCAGGUGCUACGACGUCAUUUGCGAGGACGCGUGCAGACGCGCGACAUACGCUAAAGUGUCGACUGCUGCAGUCUGAUGGUAUAUUACUAUUUUUCUCCUAAUUGAAUGUGUUGCAAAGCAAUAUUUCCCACAACCCUGCUUCUGGCUGCACUUGUAUACGUUGCUCAGCAGCUUCCUGAACCUAUAACCACAAGCAACGGGAGCUUCAGUCAUUCACACACAUGUUGGAUAGAGACGUUUCACAUCACGUGACUGAGCUUCCGUUUCCCACCGCAUUGUCUGGCUACGUUGCUCUAUAUGACACAAACUCCAAAUAAAGUGACAGAGAGGAAGCUGGUUUUGGUUUGUGACUGGAGCAAGAGUGAGAUCAAACACACAUCUACAUUGGCUUCUGCCCGGUUUCUUUGCGCGGACACGAAAUUCUGCUCGUUUUCCAACUUUCGCCUGCCCAACCGCAUCACACGACUGUCUCAUAAAAUGCUCUAGCAAUUAUGACCGAUGUAUUGUUGUCAAUACUGUUACUAGUGCUACUUGUGGUCACCGGGGGCUGAGUCAAGCAGUCAUACCAAGUUUGUCAAACACUGUUAAAAGAAAAAAAAAAAAGAAUUGGUUUGACUGGAAGUCACAUGAAUUCCAGCGGCGUUUUCAGCCUUGAGUGCGACACGUCGUUGUUUCAUUCAAAGUUACACUACACUGAACAUGUCAAAUAGAUUUAAAUUGCUGCAACAUACAUAUAGAGUGAGACACAAACAGAAUUCAGGGUAUUCAUUUGGCCUCAGAAGCAAUAUUCAAUUUAGUACAGAAACAUUGCACCUCUACUGAGCCUUGUGUCUGUGGUGAGAUAGUAUGAGUGCCCACUGUUGUGUUGGGUUUUUCUUCACACAACAUGUGACCACCUUAAAGUCCCCAUGAAACACGUAGUCGAAGGCCAAUUGCUUUGGAGUACAUUUGCAAUUUUCCAAUAUCUUAGGAGGCCUGAACAAAAACGUCUAGAGGGUCGUGAAGUUUGAACAACUCAUUCGAUGCAAAAUUAGCCCCGCCCCCUAGUGCAGGAUGAGUCAUUAACAUUUUUAAAUGUGUUUACGGAGCGGACAAGCUUUAUUGUUAAUGUUUGACUGGUUCAACUGGUGUGUAGGUGGCCUAUAGUGCAAGACAGACUAUAAAAACACUUUAAAACAUCAAACUUCAUGGGGUCUUUAAAGUUGUGGACGCAAACCACAGACAGAGACAAGUAAAUGGUAGAAAAAUCUGUUUAAAAAGUCUAAAAUGCUGCAUUUUUUUUCUGUUCAAACAUUUAACAAAAUCAUUUAGAUUCCGCUUUUAUUUAUUUAUUUUUUUGCUAAAAACGCAAUGCUGCUGGAUUACUUGUGCGCCGUCAAACAAAUGAACUCUCACCACAGUGUAGUUGUUAUGUACAUGCAGCCUCUGCCGAGUUAAAAUGUCACAUACAAUGCAUUAUUGUCUUACACAGUGAUGUGUGAAGCCGGGAAUGGGCUUUCUGUUCAAGCACCGUCAAGCAAAAUGUCCUCAGUAUUUAAGCUAAUUAAUAUGUAACCGAUAAUGAGAUUGUCAAUAUCACACCGGAUUAUGGCUUUUGUCACCGGACGGUUUAAGAUAUCGUAGUUACAUCAUGUGAGCGGAUGAUGACAGCGAAGGUAAUGGAGCUGGUGGCAAUAACUGUGUUAACUGAUGCGAUCCUGGCAGUGAUGAUGACAAUUAAUUAUCAUGGAAGAUACAAAUAAAGUCAAUCUGCUUGGUA